GCAAAUUGGGUUGCAGUAUAUCUGCAGAAUAGGUUUGGAUUCGUCGCAAAUCGAACAGACCAUUGUAAGUGACAUUUUGGGAGCAACCAAAUGCGAGGGUCGGCAGCUUCGACGUCUUCCAUGUCGGGGGUGCAGUUGACCAGCAAAUGUAAUAUAUUGAGACCUUAUGGCAGCGCAGCUCAUCUUCGACAAAGGGGCAGGCUGGUAGUAACAGCAGCAGUAAAGAAAAGCACUGUGAAGAACGUAGUAUGUCACAAGACUCUGGUUGCAAAAGAAGAUCAGGUGGACAAGGUGGCAGAGAUGUGCAAAGACAUGCUGGACUUUUCAGAUGGGAAGAAAUCACAGAGGAACAACGGAAUCCAGGAGUUUGUAGUGAGCAGAGAUCAGUUCGAGCCAAACGUGUUUUACGUAUGGGAACGGUACAGCAGCAAUGCUGACCUGGGCCGGCACAACUCCAGCGCAGAGUACAAAGCCUUCAUGGAAAAUAUCCAAGAGCAUCUGGAAGGGCCUAUCGGCAUGGCGCUGUAUGAGUGGAAGGAUGGCAAGAUCGGCAAUGUCUGCGUCCAAGGAGGUCCAAAAGGAGAGGGCGGCCUGGAUGAUGCAACUGGGGCCGGCGGAACAGGAGCUUCCAACAUGAAGCAGACGUCUGCGGUUGUCAAUCUCGGGGAUGUCAACAGAGGAGGGGAAGGAGACUCGUUUGGGAUGGGGUUCAAGUUCCCCUGGCAGAAGGACUGAAGUUGCAUGCAGCAGCUCCAAAAGGUCACAAAACAUUAUUAAGCACUUUGAAAGCGUGUGGAGUGACAAGCUGGGCCUUCGCAGUAUCUGGUUAAAUUUCUGCACGCAUCUGUUCACUCACAUGUACAAGACAGCAACUGACACCCACUUUGAGGGGUCUCAUGCUAUUUUUUGACUUGUAGCUCUAGCCAUCUACUUAAAUUUCUUUUCUUGUAAUACUUCAACUAGCUC
Molecule: messenger RNA, 966 nt
Organism: Coccomyxa subellipsoidea C-169
Lineage: Eukaryota; Viridiplantae; Chlorophyta; Trebouxiophyceae; Coccomyxaceae
Exons: 5
Coding region: 91-735 (214 amino acids)
Source: RefSeq, a predicted model, not a curated record